Haliotis rufescens (red abalone) is the source of this 1085-nucleotide messenger RNA. RefSeq lists its product as uncharacterized. Lineage: Eukaryota; Metazoa; Mollusca; Gastropoda; Lepetellida; Haliotidae. The transcript is spliced from 7 exons. The record is from RefSeq and is a predicted model, not a curated record. Bases 1 to 1065 code for a protein of 354 amino acids.
AUGGGGAAGGAAACGCUCAACCUUCUGCCAAUAACUGCUGGAGAUUGUUUGACGACAUGCAGACAGCCCAAUUACAUCUGUAAAGACAAGACGUGUGUUUGCAACAUUGGAUUCAGCACCACAACAGAUGGCAAAUGUGUCAAAGGUUGCAGCAGUUACAAGGAUUCAUUCACUGUCCAGCAAGAAGGACUCUGUAUGUGGAAGUACCAGGAGAAAUAUGCAGGCCGCAACUCUGCCUGGUGCCACAAGAAAUGCAUUAUGUCCGACUUUGAAUGUGGAAGUUUCGAAAUGUAUGACGAUACGUGUCAUAUCAGCAAAUGGAAACUCAAAUACUUUCAACAUGAGAUUUGGCAACCAUAUACAGGCUGUAAGCACUACACAAGAAAUUGCAACCACAAAGGUAGCCACUGUGAUGUUUGUGAUGGACCCCAGUACCAGUGUCGAGACAACAAGUGCGUGUGCAGUCGCGGAUAUAGCUUCGUUGUUGGAGUGGGCACCUGUGUCGGAGAGUGUGUCUCAUAUGCCCAUAGUUUCACAAAACAGUCGACACAUCACUGUUUUCGGAAAUACAAAAGGAAGUACCCCAAAACAACAGCUAAGACCUGUGAACACAAAUGUCGACACGAGAAAAAGUUCACCUGUGGAGCAUUUCACAUUUAUAAAGGAAACUGUUACACCAUGGAAUGGGAUAUGACCUCACUUGAGAAGACCUGGGAAAGAAAACAGAAAGGAUGUGAACAAUACAUGAGGGAUUGUAAACCUAACUGCGAGAUGGGCUACAGCCUCAUCCCCGACAAGAACAGGUGCGUCCGAGAUUGCAAGGUGUACAGUACCAAGUUUCAGAAACAGUCCAACUUUAUCUGUGACACAAAAUAUGACAAAAAACUAAAAAAUGUCGAUAGAAGAGGUUGUGAAAGGGCAUGCCUGAAAUCCAAGAAGAUGUGUGACGGAUAUGAACUCCACAAGAACAACUGUUAUAUUAUUCCAGAAAACAAGGGUCACGGUGCAGAGUGGAAGGUAUAUGAUAAAGGCUGUACUCACCAUCAGAGAAUAUGCAAGGAAUAGUUACAACACAGGACACCUAU